Oreochromis aureus is the source of this 16157-nucleotide messenger RNA. RefSeq names its product ankyrin-3-like. Gene Ontology annotation, cellular component: T-tubule. The transcript has 46 exons. Lineage: Eukaryota; Metazoa; Chordata; Actinopteri; Cichliformes; Cichlidae. Gene Ontology annotation, biological process: protein localization to T-tubule; signal transduction; regulation of cardiac muscle contraction. Gene Ontology annotation, molecular function: protein binding. The coding region runs from base 849 to 14651 and encodes 4600 amino acids. The record is from RefSeq and is a predicted model, not a curated record.
UCCCUACUCACUCCUUUUUUUGUGCUGUCCCAGCUGCUCUCUCUACCUCUCUCUCUCUCUGCCCCCUCCUUUUGCACCCCUCCCUCCUCUUCCUCUCCCUCCUUCUCCUUCUCCUAUCUAAACCUCCUUUCCUCUGUCAUUUCCCUGCUGUUCAUGUGUCCCGGCGAGGCGUUGCGGACCAACCGUGUGUGUGUGCACAUAGAGGAUGGCUCAGUGCUCAGGUGCAGGCAGCAGAACCAGUCAAGCAGGCAACAGGACCAGUCUUUACACCCAGACAGAGCUUUUUGCUGUGCUGAGGGCUGGAGAUUGAGCCCCCUUUUUGGACCUCCAUCCCUGAAGCUCUCUUAAUCUACCUGUAACUAAGCUUUCUUUUAUACAGUAUUCUUUAACAAGAGGACCAUUUCAACUGUGUGUGGAUCCUAAAUGUUUAAAGGAAAUUCUUCUUUUUGUAUUUGUUAUAAUUGGCACUCAUUUUACUCUGUGAGCCCUGAGUGGAAGCAGCUGCCUUGUCAGCCGUGGAUUUUGCAGAGGUGAAAGAGAGGAGUAUGUCCUGUCUGUGCCAUGCCCCAAACUGGACCUUAGUGGAUAGCUGCUGAGGGAAAUAAGGCACAAAAGAGAGAGCCAAAUCUUUAAAACGAGGACAGGAAAGUCCUUAGACAAUCUCCCUCUCACACACCUGUGAGGGCUCACUCUCUGACAAAAGAACAGCCGAGAAGAGGAGGAACAAAAAGAUAAUUAGGAGCCAAGAAGAUAAGGCUAAAGGGGAGACUUUGGGUCCAGACUCCCUUCCUUCCUUCAUCCCUCCUUUUUCAGUUCCCACCUGUGUGGAUUAAUUGGGCUGGAGAACCAUGGCGCAUGCCGCCUCGCAGCUGAAGAAAAAGGCGGACGAGAACCUCGCUGCGGAGGAAGAGAAGGAGAAGGAGAGGAAGAAGUCAAGGAAACGGUCACGCGAACCGAAGAAAAAGACAGACGUAAACGCUUGUUAUCUGCGGGCUGCUCGGGCUGGCAACCUUGAGAAAGCGUUGGAUUACCUGAAAAAUGGGGUCGACAUUAAUAUUUGCAAUCAGAAUGGCCUCAAUGCUCUCCAUCUGGCCUCGAAGGAGGGCCAUGUGGAAGUGGUGGCUGAGCUCAUCAAGCAGGGUGCCAAUGUGGAUGCUGCUACUAAGAAAGGAAACACUGCCCUCCACAUAGCUUCUCUUGCUGGACAGACAGAGGUGGUGAAGGAGCUUGUCACCCACGGUGCCAACGUCAAUGCUCAGUCUCAGAAUGGCUUCACUCCGCUGUAUAUGGCAGCGCAGGAGAAUCACUUGGAUGUGGUGCAGUUCUUAUUGGACAAUGGCUCCAGCCAGAGCAUCGCCACUGAGGAUGGUUUCACUCCGCUGGCGGUUGCACUGCAGCAGGGCCAUGACCAGGUAGUUUCCCUUUUACUGGAAAAUGACACCAAGGGGAAGGUCCGCCUCCCAGCGUUGCACAUCGCUGCACGUAAAGAUGACACCAAGGCUGCCGCCCUCCUCCUCCAGAACGACCACAAUGCUGAUGUGGAGUCUAAGAGCGGUUUCACUCCUCUGCAUAUUGCGGCUCACUACGGCAACAUCAACGUAGCAACACUGCUGCUUAACAGAGGGGCAGCUGUGGACUUCAAGGCGAGGAAUGACAUAACACCGCUGCACGUAGCAUCCAAACGUGGAAACAGCAACAUGGUGCGACUGCUGCUGGAGAGAGGGGCCAAGAUAGAUGCACGCACCAAGGAUGGUCUGACUCCUCUUCACUGUGGCGCCAGGAGUGGCCAUGAGCAAGUAGUGGAGAUGCUGCUGAACAGAGGAGCUCCAAUACUGUCAAAGACCAAGAACGGUCUGUCUCCUCUUCACAUGGCGACGCAAGGCGACCACCUCAACUGCGUUCAGCUGCUGCUGCACCACGAUGUGCCCGUGGACGACGUGACAAAUGACUACCUGACGGCGCUGCACGUUGCCGCCCACUGUGGGCACUACAAGGUGGCGAAGGUCAUCGUGGACAAGAAAGCCAAUCCCAACGCCAAGGCACUGAAUGGUUUCACUCCCCUGCACAUUGCCUGCAAGAAAAACAGACUUAAGGUGAUGGAGCUGCUUCUGAAGCAUGGAGCGUCUAUACAGGCUGUCACAGAGUCCGGUCUGACGCCGAUCCACGUCGCAGCUUUUAUGGGACAUGAAAACAUCGUCCACCAGCUAAUCAACCACGGGGCUUCACCAAACACGAGCAAUGUGAGGGGGGAGACGGCACUCCACAUGGCAGCGAGGGCGGGACAGUCCAAUGUGGUCCGGUAUCUGAUUCAGAAUGGAGCACGAGUCGACGCCAAGGCCAAGGAUGACCAGACUCCUCUGCACAUCUCAAGCCGUCUUGGUAAGCAAGAUAUUGUGCAGCAGCUGCUGGCGAACGGAGCAUGCCCAGAUGCCACGACCAACUCUGGAUACACUCCCCUACACCUAGCCGCCAGGGAGGGGCACAGAGAUAUAGCUGCAACGCUGCUGGACCAUGGAGCUAGUCUGGGCAUUACUACUAAGAAGGGCUUCACUCCUUUGCACGUCGCAGCAAAAUACGGGAAAAUUGAGGUGGCCAACCUGCUGCUGCAGAAGAAUGCUCAGCCUGAUGCUGCUGGAAAGAGUGGACUAACUCCACUGCAUGUAGCAGCACACUAUGAUAACCAGAAGGUGGCACUGCUCUUGCUCAACCAGGGAGCCUCACCGCACGCUGCUGCAAAGAAUGGUUACACUCCACUACAUAUUGCAGCUAAGAAGAAUCAGAUGGAGAUAACGACCACCUUACUGGAAUACAGCGCCUCUACCAACUCUGUAACGCGGCAGGGCAUCACUCCCCUGCACCUUGCAGCACAGGAAGGAAACGUGGACAUUGUGACGCUGCUGCUGGCUCGGGAUGCUCCUGUUAACAUGGGCAAUAAGUCUGGUUUGACUCCACUUCACCUGGCUGCCCAGGAGGAUAAAGUCAAUGUUGCUGAGGUCUUGUGCAACCAAGGAGCCUUCAUAGAUCCAGAGACCAAGCUUGGAUAUACUCCGCUUCAUGUGGCCUGUCACUAUGGCAACGUGAAGAUGGUUAACUUUCUGCUGAAAAAUCAGGCGAAGGUCAACGCCAAGACAAAGAACGGCUACACACCUCUCCAUCAGGCUGCACAGCAGGGACACACACACAUCAUCAACUUGCUGUUACACCAUGGAGCAUUGCCCAAUGAACUCACUAAUAAUGGAAACAGUGCUCUGUCCAUUGCAAGGAGGCUCGGCUACAUCUCUGUUGUGGACACACUCAAGGUGGUCACAGAGGAGACUCUGACCACUCAGACUGUGAUCGAGAAGCACAAAAUGAAUGUCCCUGAGACCACGAACGAGUUGCUGGACAUGUCUGAUGAUGAAGGUGACGAUGCGAUGACGGGGGACACGGACAAAUAUAUGGCCCCCCAGGAUCUGCGGGAACUGGGUGACGACUCACUGCCUCAGGAUGGCUACAUGGGCUUCAGCAUUGGUGCACGAUCUCAGAGCCUUCGUUCCUUCAGUUCUGAUAGGUCCAACAUGCUGAACCGGAGCUCGUUCACACGGGACAGCAUGAUGAUAGAGGAGAUACUGGCGCCGAGUAAGGAGAUGCAUUUGGCAGCGGCUAAAGACUUUGACAGCGACUCUCUGAGGAGGUACAGCUGGACUGCAGAUGCACUGGAUAAUGUCAACCUAGUGUCCUCACCAAUACACUCUGGGUUCCUGGUCAGCUUCAUGGUCGACGCCAGGGGUGGUUCUAUGAGAGGAAGCCGUCACAACGGCAUGAGAAUCAUCAUCCCGCCCAGAAAGUGCACAGCGCCCACCCGGAUCACGUGUCGACUGGUGAAGAGGCACAAAUUGGCGUCGCCUCCCCCGAUGGUGGAAGGAGAAGGCCUGGCCAGCAGACUUGUUGAGGUCGGUCCCGCAGGAGCGCAGUUCCUCGGGCCUGUGAUAGUGGAGAUCCCUCAUUUUGGCUCGAUGCGGGGUCAGGAGAGAGAGCUGAUCCUGCUGCGCAGUGACAACGGAGAAACCUGGAAGGAGCAUCUGUACGACUGCAAGACUGACGACCUCAAUCAGCUCCUCAAUGGCAUGGAUGAAGAGCUGGACAGUCCCAACGAGCUGGAGAGGAAGAGAAUCUGCCGCAUUAUCACCAAGGAUUUCCCACAAUACUUUGCAGUAGUGUCUCGUAUCAGACAGGAGACGCACCAGAUGGGACCAGAGGGCGGGACUCUGUGCAGUCGCAGCGUCCCAUUGGUUCAGGCUUCCUUUCCAGAGGGAGCACUAACAAAGAAAAUCAAGGUUGGAUUGCAGGCUCAGCCAGUACCCGAUGAGGCCGUGAAGAAAAUCCUUGGUAAUCGAGCAACCUUCAGCCCCAUUGUUACCGUGGAGCCAAGAAGAAGGAAGUUCCAUAAGCCAAUCACCAUGACAAUCCCAGUCCCGCCACUCUCAGGGGAGGGGCUUACAAAUGGCUACAAAGGAGACUAUACUCCCUCCCUGCGCCUUCUCUGUAGCAUCACAGGUGGUACAUCACCAGCACAGUGGGAAGACAUCACAGGCACAACUCCUCUCACCUUUGUUAAUGACUGCGUCUCCUUCACCACUAAUGUUUCUGCCAGGUUCUGGUUAGCAGACUGCCACCAGAUACCAGAGACGGUGGGCCUGGCCACGCAGCUCUACAGGGAGCUGAUCUGUGUGCCCUACAUGGCCAAGUUUGUGGUGUUUGCUAAGAUGAAUGACCCAGUGGAGUCCAGCCUGAGGUGCUUCUGUAUGACGGAUGACAAGGUGGAUAAAACCCUGGAGCAGCAGGAGAACUUUGAGGAGGUGGCCAGGAGCAAAGACAUAGAGGUUCUGGAGGGCAGGCCUAUAUAUGUGGAUUGUUAUGGGAACUUGGCUCCCCUGACCAAAGCUGGUCAGCAGUUAGUUCUUAACUUCUACGCCUUCAAGGAGAACCGUCUGCCUUUCUGCGUCAAGGUCAGAGAUCCCAGUCAAGAGCCGUGUGGUCGACUCACUUUCCUGAAAGAAUGUAAGAUCACGAAAGGCCUUCCACAAACUGCCGUGUGCAACCUGAACAUCACGCUUCCCGCAGUGAAAAAGGAAACGGAGUCAGAUGCCGAGGAUGAGACUGAAAAGCCAGAUCGACAACGUCAUACCUUUGCAUCCCUAGCCUUACGUAAGCGCUACAGCUAUCUGGCCGAGCCUGCACUGAUUGAACGAAGCGCAGCAACAAGAGCAUUGCCUGCUGGUUACCCUCACAAACCUGUCUUUCCAACCAGACCUUGCCCACCAUGGUCGACUGCUCCUAUUACCGUCCCUGGCCAAACAAGGUCCGUCGGAAUGGGGGGUGCCCUCAUCUCUACCGAUUCACCGGCAGCCUCACCAGCUGCUUCUCCACUGAAAUCUACUUGGUCCCUCUCAGCCCCAUCAGCUGCAUGUCCCACAACUAUAAAAGUUCCACCAGCACUUACCCUGUCAUCCCCAGUCAAAUCUGCCAGUGACAUAGCGUCCUCAUCCCCCAUCCGUUCUUACAGGACUAUGCCCUCACCCAUUAAAACUGUAGUCCAGCAGGGUCAGUACCCUGUCCAGGGAUCUACCAGCUUUGUGUCCUCUGGAAGUCCAUGCAAACCUGCCACUGAUCCAGCUUCUAUCAAAAGUCUUGCUUCAGCAUAUACAUCAAGGACUUCUCCACUUCACUCAAUGCCCAAUGGUUAUAUACCAGAAAAGUCUCCAGCUCCUGUUCCUUCUACAGCAUCACCAAAGACAUCGUACAGCAUGUACAGUUCUAAUCUACCUUUUAAAACUGCCCUUGGGUCCACAGUUGUGACAGAUGCAGGGGCCCAUACCCUUUCUUCUGUUAAAAGCAUCUCCAGUCUGUCCUCUUUGAAAACCUCUGUAGACUCAACACUCUCAUCCCGAGGAGGGAGGACAUCCAUCUCAUCUCUCUCCUCCACUGGCCAAACAACCAUUGCUUCUUCAGAAUUGUCCAUGAUGAAUGGAUCUGUCUCACCUGUAAAAUAUCCAUCCUCUUCGUCCACUCCAUCCUCCCCUUCUUCACGCCUUGUUUCAGAGAGAAGUAGCAGCCUUCAAGAGAGGAUCCAGGCCACCACCCAGGCAGCAACCUCUGGUGUCAGCGCAGCCAUAAAUGAGGCUAUAGACUCGUACUCUGUCUCAGGCUACGGCACUCUUAAGUCACUGUCGUCCUCACGUAGAUCUGCAACAGCAAGCUCUGCUUAUGGUUCUCUGAGAUCUGUAGCUGCCUCCCCAAACACGGCAGUUUCAUCUAAUACAAUGACUGUGCCUGUCUAUUCACUGGUCAAUGUCAUCCCAGAGACCCCUGCCAAACCAGGACCUGGGUCUCUUAAGAUGGCUCUUCCCGACCCCUCUCGCACCUCAUCAUCUUCAUCUUCCUCUUUGUCUUCCUGUGUUACUACAACAAAAAUAAAUUCCCAGUUAAAAUCCCCUCCAUUUAUCACACCACCCAUUAUCCACCCGACUGCAGCUUCUAACCAGGAGAUAUUAAAAGAUGUAGCAGACAUGAAAGAAGAUCUGAUUAGGAUGACAGCUAUUCUGCAGACAGAUACACAGACUGCAGCUAAAACUGUCCAAACAUCACAUACUGGCACUCCCAAAGAGACUAAGUUAGAGGAAGAGGAGCCAUAUACUCUAGUGGAGAAAGUAAAAGAAGAUUUAGUCAAAGUCAGUGAGAUAUUACAGAAAGAUAUCAUUAGUGAAGCUAAAGAAAGAGCCUCAGAGGACGAAUGGGAAGAAUUUUCCAAAGAUGAGAUUGAAGAGGCGCAAAGAAGUGCCAUCUCAGACUAUUACCCUCCUUUUGAUGAACACACACUUUUACUUAAGCACCAGUCAAGCAAAGAGUUAGACUUGGCUAAAGUAGUAGACUUUUUAACAAAUGAUAUCGGUGCUAGCUCUCUCUCAAAAAUGGCAGAGCUGAAAUGUAGGUAUGAGGAAGAGGCAAAAAGGGAUGGGGAAGAGAAACAGAAACGUGUUCUCAAGCCAUCCAUGUCAAUACAGGAGCACAAACUCAAAAUGCCUCCUCCAGUUUCAGGCAUGCUCAGAUCUCCCUCAGAGAAGGACCUAAGCAAACUUGCCGAGUCAUAUCAAGGGUCGGACACUAUAUUGGAAUCGCCAGAGGAUCUGUCUCAUGAGCAGGAUAAGAGUCCUCUGUCAGACAGUGGGUUUGAGACCAGGAGUGAAAAGACACCCUCUGCUCCCCAAAGUGCAGAGAGCACAGGACCUAAGCCUUUAUUCACAGAUUCCCCUAUCCCCCCCUGCGUAACAGAGACCAGGACUGAAGUAGUCCAUAUUAGGAGCUAUGAGCAGCCUGACGAGCUUUGUGAGCCUGGACUAAUGGAAGAGGCUGCAACUGCUCUCCCUGCCAUAGAACCACCUGAAGCAAUUUCAGCAAGCUCCAGUAAAGCCCUACAGAUGAAAAUGCCUGAAGAGGACUCAAUGAAAAGCAUGUGUCUUAAAGAGGAAACCCACAUUACUACUACUACCAGGAUGGUCUAUCACAAGCCCCAACUGACUGAUGGUGCAGAGAUGAUAGAGGAGGCAAUGUCAGUUAGAGAUAUCAUGAAAGCUUUCCAGUCAGGUAGGGAUCCAUCUAAAGAUUUUGCAGGCCUUUUUGAACACAAAGCUAGCCAGGAUUCUGUCAAAGGUGAUGAGCUCACUCCUAGAUUUCUUGACAGAGAUGUUAAAUCCAAACCCAAAGUUGAAAGGAUAAUUGAGGUUCACAUUGAGAAGGGCCACAGCACUGCAGAACCGACUGAGGUCAUUAUCAGGGAAACCAAGAAACACCCUGAGCUUUAUGUUUACAAAGGUGAUCGGGGGAUAAAGGAACUGACUGAUUAUGAUGAAGCCCAACAAGAAGAAGAGGAGCUUGCUAUUGAAGAAUCCCUGCCCACCUUCCUGGAAACAUCUCGCGUUAAUACUCCGGUGUCACAGGAAGAAGACAGUCGUCCGAGUUCUGCUCAACUCAUAGCAGAUGAUUCAUAUAAAGCACUUAAACUGUUGAGCCAGCAGUCCAUAGAAUACUGUGAUGAUGAGCUAUCAGAGAUCCGAGGCGAGUCGUACAGGUUUGCUGAGAAAAUGCUUCUCUCUGAAAAACUUGAUGCGACAUCACUGAGCCAAUCUGACACAGAGGAUUCAGCACUGGUUUGUGACAAAAUCCGCCACCUGGGUACUGAAGAAAGUAGUAGCCGUAGCACUGAGGGUGCAAGUCAGCAGCAAGGAAGCCCCAAAAGAGAGUUUGUCUCAAAGUCAUCAAAAGAUGGGUCUCCUAAAUCUGCUAAAUUCCUGCACAGGGAUGAUCCAUCUCAGUUUGAUAAGGUAACAGUGCUCCAUUACUCCACAGAACAGGGCAGCCCUAAACAUGCAGUUUGGAUGCGUUUUACAGAGGAUAAACAUGACAGGAGUAGGGAUAAGUUACUGUACGAGGAUAGGGUGGACCAAACUGUAAAGGAAGCUGAAGAAAAACUCAGUGAAGUCUCACAGUUCUUCCGUGAUAAAACGGAAAAGCUCAAUGAUGAGCUUCAGUCUCCUGAGAAAAAGCCUAUAAAACGAGAGCUCAAGGAUCCUAGGUCCUGGCCUAGCUCACCCAGCAGCAGCCCAGAGAAAACCCAGCAGAAACCCAAAGCAGAAGAGGUGUUCAGUAGAAGCAAACUCAGGGAGCCUUCAGUUGGUAAAAUGUUUGGCAGCACCACAGCAGCUGAAAAGAAAAGCUCUAGUCUACCAAGCAGCCCACAGAAAACUGUUCUCUCUCAUACUAGUGAGGAUAAAAUCAAACAACAGACAAAGUCCUGUGUGUCUGAACCCUCCUCUCCUGCUCAUGUAAAAUCAACAUCCAAAGUGAGUGAAGUGAGAAAGAAGUUUGAAUCGGAGGCUCAGAAAGUUAGUCAAAGUCAGUCUAGUCCAGCCAAAAUUCCUCCUCCAGUACAGCCAAAACCGUCAAUAAAGAAAUUGCAGGAGAGCAAACUUCCUGUUUAUCAGUUUUUUGCAGGAGGAAAAGUGUCAAAAGCACCUGAAACUUCAGAAGAAGUAAGCCCAAAAAAGGAUGCUGAGAAGGACACAAAUGGAAGUAAACCUGGUUUGAUAUCAGCAUGUCCAAAAGUCCCAAAACUAGACAUGCCACCUAACAAAAACAUCUCAGAUGCCUCUGUACAAAUCAGUGAAACCAAGACAGACAAAAUAAGCACUAAAGGGAAGGAUAGUCCAUCCAGUGCAACUCAGGCAAUUAAAGAAAGCAAUAAAAGUCAGAAAGUUCAAUCACCUAUAAUUUCUGACAGUGCUAAAAUUCCAGAAAAAGCCACUGACAGUAAAAAAUACCAACAAGUUACAAAAAGUGAAAGUGCUUCCAAAGAAAUUAUAACUGAGCUAUUCAAAAAGGAUGCAGAGGAAACACUAAAUAAAAAUCUUAGAAAAAAGACAGAAUCUCAAAUUCCUGUUAGAACUACAUCCCUCUCUUUAGAUAAUGACCUCACUAAGAAACCAACAAUAACUAGACCCUCACAGAUACCAACACUACCUAAAACCAAAGUACAAAGUCAUGAGACAGUCCCAGCCAAAACAGAUCUAACAUUUGAAAUUCUUGAUAAUGCGCCCAAAGAUUCAAAUUCCAAUAACCUUCCUAGCCCCAUAGAAAUGUUGGAGAAAGCCAUUACACCUCCAACUGCUACAACAACCAGAGAGAACUUCAAGGGCAUAAAAACAUUACCUGUUUAUGUUGGCGUUCAGGUGGGUAGACAGGCAGAGAGGGAAGCUAAAGGAGCACUGUACAAUGUCAAACAAAAAUCAAACCUAGCUCUAAGCCCCAUAAGCCCAGAUGAUGACACACUAGAGCAGGUUUCUUUCAUUGACAGCUCAGGAAAAAGUCCCAUUACACCAGAGACUCCCAGCUCGGAGGAGGUCAGCUAUGAUCUCACAUGCAGGACCCCUGAUGGCUUUAUGGGAUUCUUGCCAGGGAAACCAAGCCCCAUCAUGGAGGUAUCUGAGGAAUCAGAGGGAGAUGACCAGGGCAAGGUUUUCUCUUUUAAAGAGGCCCUACCAGAAAGUAAAACCAGUAUUUACUCUACCCAAGCAGACAUAGCUAAUGCCAAUAAGGAAGAAAUAAAAACUGAUAAUCAACACGAGUUGAGCAUCAGCAAUUUAAACCAACAUGAAAGAGUCACUGGCAUGCAUGACGAAAUAACAGGACAGGAGAAGCAACAAGCAUCAAAAGACAAAGGUAUUGCAUAUAUUGAGUUCCCUCCCCCUCCUCCUCUGGACUCAAGUUCAGAAAUGUCAGACCCAGAGAGAAAAGGUUCCUGUGCUUCUUCCGAGACCGAGACGGAAAUGAUGGAGGUGAAUUUGCAGGAAGAACAUGACAAGCAUUUCCUGACCGAGCCAAUUAUACGAAUACAGCCCCCAUCCCCAGUGCCCCCUGGAGCAGAUGACAGUCAGUCAAAUGCUGACGAAGAGGAUGAUGAAUCAAUCUUCCAACCCAUUCCUUGCAAGAAAUUCACUUCUAAAGUUUCUGAGGAGGAGGACCAAAAGAAAGAGAAGGAAAAGGCAUCUAAAUCCAAAAAACAUGACAAAAAUGGAAAUGGGCCCAAUGGUGGCACGAAUGGCACUAAUGGUUCUAGUAAUGGCUCAAAAGUUUCAAAUGGCAAAGGAGAGGACUAUGAAUGUGAACAAAAUGGAAAUGACCAGUCAAUUACAGACUGUUCAAUUGCUACUACGGCUGAAUUUUCCCAUGACACUGAUGCGACAGAAAUAGACUCCCUCGAUGGAUAUGAACUCCAAGAUGAGGAUGAUGGCCUGUGUGAGCAGGCAGACUUACGGCUGUUUGGUCUUCCAGACAGCCGGAGAGAUGUCUGGGCAACAGAUACAUUUAGGUCCUCUGAUCGCUCUUUUCCCCAGACUAAACUGGAGGUUAUUGAAGAGGAAAAAACCCCAGAGGAAUGUCAAAAAGAUAUUAUUGAUAAAGAGAUGGCCUCAAAUGGUGAAAAGACUGAUGGUGUUAGUAAAGAUGGAGCUAAAAGUCAGGAACAAAAACUUUCAGAUAAAGAGGGGUUUUCAGACACUUACUUUAGUUAUAAGAUAGAAGAGGAGUUUAAUUCUCCUUUUAAGACUGUUGCCACCAAAGGGCUGGACUUUGACCCUUGGCCCAGUAAAGGUGGAGAAGAAGUCGUUGAUAUGGGAGGGACACGGGGAAACAAUGGUGAGCCUAAGCCUUUUGGACUGGCAGUCGACGACCAGUCCCAGGCCACAACACCAGACACUACCCCAGCCCGAACUCCAACGGAUGAUAGCACGCCGACGAGCGAGCCAAAUCCAUUCCCCUUCCAUGAAGGGAAGAUGUUUGAGAUGACACGCAGUGGUGCGAUUGACAUGAGCAAGAGGGACAUGGUGGAGGAGAGGCUCCAGUUUUUUCAGAUUGGUGAGCAUUAUUACGCAGCGGGCAGGUACAGGGUCAGGGACACUGAAGUAGAUGGGAGGGAGCAGUUUUAUAUUCAGGAACCCACAAAUACCUUCUCAGUCCCCCAAGUACCCAUUCAGACUACUACUGUCCAACUAGAAAUAUCAAAUCAGGCUAGCAGUUAUAGCACAUGUACAAACUCAUUCUGUAACACCAAGCCUAAAUUCUCCACUUUUAGAACUGAAUUCACGCUGUCAUCUGAUAAAACAUCCAGUGCCUCAAAUAGCACUACUAAAAGUGGAACACCAAGCACCUUUGAUCAUUGUAAAGACAAAACCUCAGGGGCAACUGUAGAUAGUUUUUACCAUGCAACAUCAAAUUACACAGACUAUUUUAAUUUUUGUGCAUCAAACAUUACUCCAGAUAGGUCCAAACAGACGGAUCAUUUGGCAUGGACCUCAGAGUUUCAAAACACAGUUUACCAAAGUACAGAUUAUUCUACUGCACCUUUGCAACAGAUUAGCAAUUUGCAAACAUCAAGCGACAAUAUCAGUAGCAAUAUCCCAGAGUGCCAUUCAGAUGUCUUUCAGACUGGCAGUGUCAUGUACAAUGUGUUGUCCUCUUUAAGAUCCACUCUGCAAGAGGUCAGCAGGAUAGAAGCUUCCUUCAGCCAGUUAAAUGAAAGCAGAUGUGAAGGCAGGGGUUUUUCUAAUGUAGCAAUAAUAAACACUGAAGCCAAAAAGGUCAAAAGCCAGAUAUUCAAGUCCAGGUUACCACUGAGGGUACCCUGCCAAAAACUAUGCAGUCAUAGUGAACUGGUGACGAAAGACAAGUCACAAAAAAAUGAUAAAGUCCUACUUAGGAAACAUGGAAUGCUUAAAAUCAGGGAACGAUUAGAUCCUUUUAAGACUUUAUUACCAAGGUCGAAAAUUCCAGUGUUAAAAGCCUUUAAAUACCCUUCUUAUUUGCAAGAGCAGAAGCAGGUCAGUACUAAAUCUACAGUUAGGGGUAGGAGCAAUAACUCUGCCAGGGAUGGUAAGCAGCUAGCUAAAAGCAAACCCAUUUUGAUAAAAACCACCAGUAGAAGUACAACAAAAGAGAUGGGGAGAAAGAACAGCACAGUGUCAAAAUGUUUUAAAGCAAAGUCUGUCAGUAGCCAGAUAGCCAAGUCUUCGGACAAAACCAUUUCCAAGGAGGCUGAAGCAAAGUUAGAGGGGAAAACACUGCUCACUGAGGAUGAAGAGAGCUGCAGCCUCAGCACUACCAGGAACACUUCCUUGUCACAACCAUCUAGAGCUUCUAGAAGUUCCUGCCCUUCACGCACCUCUACCUCCACCUCCACCAGCACCACUACAUCAACAUCAUCUCCUGUAAAUGUGAGAGCUGAGGUUGAGCAGGCCAGCAGUAAGAGGAUGAGGAGGAGCAUGAGGAAAAGUAGGCGGACACUUGGAGGGAAGGAGCAAGAGCAGAAGGAGGAAGGGAGUCAGGUUGAUCAACCAAUCCCCGCUCCUGUCACGGAGAACGAGACUAGCCCUCACAGUCCCUGUGAGAGAACAGACCUCCGCAUGGCGAUAGUAGCUGACCACCUUGGACUCAGUUGGACUGAGCUGGCCAGGGAGCUGGAUUUCUCUGUGGAUGAGAUCAACUUGAUCAGAGUGGAAAACCCCAAUUCCCUGACGGCACAGAGCUUCAUGCUCCUAAAGAAAUGGGUGCACAGGGACGGUAAAAAUGCCACAACGGAUGCUUUAACCGCGGUGCUGACUAAGAUCAAUCGGUUGGAUAUUGUGACUUUGCUGGAAGGGCCCAUAUUUGACUACGGUAACAUUUCAGGCACACGCUGCUUUGCCGAUGAUAACGCAGUAUUCCCGGAUCAGUCCGAUGGCUACGACAAUAUAGAUCUGGAGCUCCAAACCCCCUCAGACCUCAACUACGUGCCCCCAACCCCACUGCGCUCAGAUGACUUCUUUAGCGAGGGCGAUCCUUUAGUAGAGUCCCCUAACAAGUCCACGCUUACUAGACCUAGCGACCUCUCUCUCACUCAGACCACCAGCACCUCCAGCAGCGACCCCCUCACAGUGGCCCCGGGUCCAGGCUCCACUGCCACAGAGCUACCUAUUGCUGGGCCUGAAGAUACAGAAACUGAGAUGUUUACCGAAGAAAAAACAGGAUUGGUGUGUGUAGAGAGGCCAGAUAAUGACAGACGGUUGGUAGAGCAAUCAGGAAAGGAGACAGAAGAAGUAAAAGCAGGAGACCAUCUUGUUUUGGAGAGUCAGGGAGGGGCCGUAAAAGAGGAGGCUACCGCAGACACUGGUCUUGGAAAUGGAGUGGAGGAAGAAGAGGAGGAGGAAAUGACGCAGGAGAGGUUGCAGAGUCUGCUGGAGGAUAUAAAGCUGGAAGAGGGCAUGGAGGAAGAGGAGGUGUCAGAGGAGCUUGUGAAUGCCAUCCUUGAACAAGUACGGAAAGCAGAAAAAGACAUUUAUUCAGUUCCAGGCAGGAGCAGUGAGACGUCUGGUGCAAUCGGGGAGUCAGCAGCCCCUGGCCCCAGCCCGGGCUCUGAGGAGGGCAGCCCUGACAGUCUAGCUGAUUCGCUGGAGGAGCCCCUGGUUCAGACCAACAAACAGAAUGGAGGUCACACUGAAUCAGCCAGGGAAGGGAUGGAAAAGGAGCCCAGGAGGAAGGAAUCCCAGGAGGACAGCAGCACAGCGGGACCAAGCAGAGGAGACGGGGAGGGAGGCAACAAGUCCCAGCACAAAGUCCAGGAGAGCGUUAGAGAGAAGGUGUCCGACUCUGAUGAGGAGACCACUGUCACUACCAGGGUGAUACGCAGACGGGUUGUACUCAAGGGAGAGGAGGCCAGAAACAUUCCUGGAGACUCUGUGACAGAGGAGCAGUUCAUAGAUGAAGAUGGGAAUCUGGUCACCAGAAAAGUGAUCAGAAAGGUUGUACGCAGAGUGUUCAGCUCAGAGGAAAGGAGGCAAAGUGAAGGCGAAUUUAUUGCAGCAGAAGAACCUGUUGCUGCUGGUGGAGGAGGUGUUGGUGGUGGUGUAGCUUCAGGUGGAGCUGACACUGCUUCUUCAUCAGGAGCGGCAGCAAGAGCCACGGGGGGGAAGGGCAAGAAGAAGGGGAAGCGCUCCCGACAUGGCCAUAAGGAGGAGCCUCACAGAGUGAAAACUGAGCCUGGAAACGGUGCCAACAAGAAACCAGGGAGGAAAAGUCAGUCGUAACAGUAGAGCUCUCAACUACAACUGGUCCACGGACAUCCACCUGUGACCCCCACACACGACACUGGGAGGAAAAACAGACCGGAGCCAAUGAAACCGGGAGCCAACACGUGUCUGAAGCUUUCGCUUUACAACGCAUGGUUUUCAGCAAGACAACACGUUACUUUUCUUUGAUUUCGCAUGAGCAUGUCACCAAACUCACUCACUGUUGGAAAACAACACCGAAGGACACGCAUGGACGUGAGCUGGAAACUUCUUUAAUCUUCGGCGAAUGAAAGGCGUCUGUGACCAAAGACGGCACAAACAGCGGAGAAAAAGACUUCACUCUCUCAGACACUCGCCUUGUAUGGCUUUAUUUUUUCCUCCUGCACUCACAGUUUUGGGGUGCACCAUGUGGUUCUUUUAUAAAACAAAACAAAGGAGAUAUAAUAGUACCUGGGUGUUUUUGUUGUACAUAAAUGACACUGUAUAAAAUCUUUAAAAAAAGAAUCGGUAGCUUCACAGAUUGUUUAUGCACUGAUUUGAGUUGAUGAAGCUUUGCAGAGCCUGUGCAUUUGUAUUGAGAGGUCGACACUGUUCGUGCAGCCUGGAGUGUGUCACCUGACAUGCUCUUCCCAAAUAUGAAAAGGAACAAAAAAAGCUGUACGUGAAUGAAACGAAUGGAGAAAAAAAAUGAUGCUUGAUUUUAAACAGAGGACAUUUUCUUUAAAGCCAACAGCUACUCCGCUCUGUCUGAGGGACAUUCUUCAGAGAAAUGAUAUUUUGCUGCAUGUGACGUCACUUUAUUUUUAACGCUUUCCUUUCUUUCUCUUAAUUCAAAGCACUGUAAUACAACUUAGAGAGGGUGUGAUGGUACUUCUGUCUGUGUGAGCACUCAUAGUAACCCAAACAUCUGUCAUCUAUAACUGUUUUUUUAAUUUCAUUUCUUUUUCUUUUCUUGUUUUUACAAAUGAAAUGACACUCCACAUCCUAGUGACGAGAUACUACAGCAUCCUUCUUAUGCAACGGGAAAGUACUGACACUGUCCAAUGCAUCUUUUAGACUAGCACAUUGUUAGCUCUAGACAGCUAGCAACGCUGUGUGUGUGCGUGUGUGUGUGUUUGUGUGUGUGAUUAACAUAAAAAAAAAAAAAAAUCCAUGCAUACUAAAAGUGUAUGUUUAAGCUUUUAGUUCUACUGUGGUUUUUAAAAGGGGACUUUUACUUUGAUGAUUUUUAUCUUGUUUAUUUGCUUCUAUUUACACGAGAACAGAGAAUCUCAUUUUUAGCCCCAUCACUCAAAUCUAAAUCUUUGUAAUCACACACAAAUCACUGUCAGUUAUUAAAAAUGUGACUUUCUGUUCAUGUGUAAAUCAUUUUUCUGUGUUUUUUUUUUUUUUCAUAUGAAUCCACCCUAAGCAUCCAUUGUUGAUAAUAAAUCUGGUACCAACAUGUAUGACAAACCAACAUAGCCUACACUGGAUGAUCCAAGUAAUUAUUUAAGCAGAAAAAUAAAUUGUGUUUAAACUGAA